AUGUCUGAGACCAUUGUUGAUGAGUACUCGUCUCCCAUUUCUGUUGAAAGGAUAUGGAGGGCAGGCAUUUGUGAUUUCAAGAACCUCAUGCCUAAGCUUCUUCCCCAGGUUUUAUCAAGCAUUGAAUUUCUUGGAGGAGAUGGUGGAGUUGGCACCAUUCAACAAUAUAAAUUUAAAAAAGCUAAUGAGCAAUUUGGUGAUGUUAAGGAUCGAAUUGAAGUAAUAGACCAUAAGAACCAUAUAUUUAAGUACUCUGUCAUUGAAGGUGGUCUUGUUGGUCUUAAAUUGAAGUCUUUUGUGGCUGAGAUUACCCUCAAUUCUAGUAGAGAAGGAGGCUGCUUGGCCAAGAUGAAAAUUGAGUACGAAUCAUUGGAAGACAGCUUACUGUCGGAAGAAGAAAUUACACGCAUAAAAGAUGGGAAUUUGGCAAUUAUGAAGGCCACCGAGGGGUACCUUCUGGCAAAUCCGGAUGCUUAUGCAUAAAAUUUUACCUAUAAACAAAAUGUGCUUAAAUA
This is a messenger RNA of Quercus robur (English oak), 515 nucleotides long. Its product is annotated as major pollen allergen Bet v 1-M/N-like. The transcript has 2 exons. Gene Ontology annotation, biological process: abscisic acid-activated signaling pathway; defense response. Gene Ontology annotation, molecular function: abscisic acid binding; signaling receptor activity; protein phosphatase inhibitor activity. NCBI's taxonomy places the organism in Eukaryota, Viridiplantae, Streptophyta, Magnoliopsida, Fagales, Fagaceae. Gene Ontology annotation, cellular component: cytoplasm; nucleus. The coding region runs from base 1 to 483 and encodes 160 amino acids. The record is from RefSeq and is a predicted model, not a curated record.